Misgurnus anguillicaudatus (oriental weatherfish) is the source of this 564-nucleotide messenger RNA. NCBI's taxonomy places the organism in Eukaryota, Metazoa, Chordata, Actinopteri, Cypriniformes, Cobitidae. The record is from RefSeq and is a predicted model, not a curated record.
AUGGCAGAGUUUGUAUCAAACCCAUCACACCUGACACAUCUGGAUCUAUCCCAUAAUAAUCUAAGAGAUUCAGGAGUGAAGCUGAUCUCUGAUGUACUGGAGAAUCCUGACUGUAAACUGAAGAAACUGAAGUUGUGUAAUUGUGAUAUCACAUACAAAGGUUGUGUUGCUCUGACUUCAGCUCUGAGAUCAAACCCAUCACACCUGACACAUCUGCAUCUGUCUAAUAAUUAUAAACUAAGAGAUUCAGGAGUGAAGCUGAUCUGUGAUGUACUGAAGAAUCAUGACUGUAAACUGGAGUUACUGGAGUUGUGUUGGUGUAAUAUCACAGAUGAAGGCUGUGUUGCUCUGACUUCAGCUUUAAGAUCAAACCUGACACAUCUGAAUCUGUCUAAUAAUUAUAAUCUAAGAGAUUCAGGAGUGAAGCUGAUCUCUGAUGUACUGAAGAGUCGUGGCUGUAAACUGGAGAUACUGGAGUAAGAUUGUCUCAGUGUUUCUGUCCAUUAGUGUCAGUACAGUAUUUAUUUAAGACCUUUUAUUUAGCAUCUAAUAAUCAGGAUAACA